UUUCCUCUUCUUAAAAAGAAACAAAAAAAGAAAACCGAAAGGAAAGCCGAAAUCGGAUAAGAAAAAGGGGGAAUGAUCUGAAGAAGAGGAAAUCAGAGGAGAAGGAAUCGUGGUGGAUUGCUUUGUCUUCUCGUUUUGAUUACUUUGGUGAAAGAUCUGCAAGGUCUUAGGAUGUUCCAAUUUAAUUUGAGGUUCAAUGGUUUGAGAUUUGACAGAAUUAGCAGAAAACAAGUUAUUCCUUCCAUGCAACCUUUUGCAAAAUGACCUGUCCGAAAGAGAGAAAGAAUCAAAUGUAUACCGGGUCUUCCUCUGCUAUUCUUUCUCGGAAGAUGGAUGAAUCAUCAUCACUAUCUGGAGAGUCCAAAUGCACAUCUGUUUGUUCAAAUGAGCAGCCUCACCUGCCUCCUAAAACAUCACAAAUAAAAAAACCUGUUAUACUUCCUGACAGUGAUAUUGAUGGGCUAUUGGAGUGUCCUGUUUGCAGCAAUGCAAUGUUUCCACCUAUUCAACAGUGUCCUAGUGGGCAUACUCUGUGCUCCACGUGCAAAGCAAAUGUUAAUAAUAAGUGCCCAGUUUGCCGGAAGGAAAUUGGUAACAUAAGGUGCUUAGCUCUCGAAAAGCUUGCAGUUUCCCUCCAUUUGCCAUGUGCAUUUCAUAGUCUGGGCUGUGAGGAGAUGUUUCCUUAUUACAGCAAGCUGCAACAUGAAGCACAGUGUGUACACAGGCCAUACAGUUGUCCUCAUCCAGGUUCAGAUUGCCCUUUCACAGGGGACAUUCCAUCUCUUCUAUCCCAUCUAAGGGAGAGUCAUAAAGUUGACCUACAAACAGGUUACACUUUCAAUCACCGUUAUGUGAAACAGGACCCUUGUUCAGUUGACAAUGUCUCUUGGACACUAACACUUUUCAGCUGCUUUGGUCACUAUUUCUGUCUACACUUUGAAGCAUUUUUACUGGGAACAGAGCCAGUUUACAUGGCUUUCCUCCGCUUCAUGGGUGAAGAAAUGGAAGCAAGGAAGUUCGCCUACUGCCUCGAGGUCGGCGGGAAUGGGAGGAAGAUUACAUGGCAUGGUGUGCCACGGAGCAUCAGAACACACCACAGAACAGUUCGCGACAGUCAUGAUGGGCUCAUAGUGCAGAGGAGUCUAGCUCUUUACUUUUCAGGCGGCGAUAGGAAGGAAUUGAAGUUAAGAGUGACCGGGAGGAUUUGGAGGGAAAUGUAAGCCUUAGCCGGGGAUUUCCCGGCAUGGAAUUCCGAUGCCAAAAAUACAAGACGAGUGACCAGAUGUUUGAGUCUGAUACUCCCGUGUUCGAUAGGUUGUAUUCUUUUGUACACAAACCAUCCAUGCUUUGUGAUCCCAGACAAACUUUGUGUUGUUUCUCACUAAACAAAUCUGAAUAUAGAUGGAGAAGGAAAGGUCGGUCAGUUCUUUCCUUGCUGUUGGCUAUUUUGUAUGUGUGGCAGGUGUUCAUUUCUUUUUGGUUGUAGUAGUAACUUUGAUGCAUCUGGAAAUAGUGGUUCUUGAUUCAAUGCUGUUGGCUUGAAUUUGGAAGCAGUGUUUUGUAGCUCAGAUGCUGCAAAUGUGUACUCUUGGAAACUUGUCAAUUAAUAGCAAAGUGUUCAGUAUUUAGUUGAA
Dioscorea cayenensis subsp. rotundata (Guinea yam) is the source of this 1634-nucleotide messenger RNA. RefSeq names its product E3 ubiquitin-protein ligase DIS1-like. Bases 261 to 1220 code for a protein of 319 amino acids. The transcript is spliced from 4 exons. Gene Ontology annotation, cellular component: cytoplasm. The record is from RefSeq and is a predicted model, not a curated record. Lineage: Eukaryota; Viridiplantae; Streptophyta; Magnoliopsida; Dioscoreales; Dioscoreaceae. Gene Ontology annotation, biological process: ubiquitin-dependent protein catabolic process; multicellular organism development. Gene Ontology annotation, molecular function: ubiquitin protein ligase activity; zinc ion binding; protein binding.